This is a messenger RNA of Spinacia oleracea (spinach), 2460 nucleotides long. RefSeq names its product pentatricopeptide repeat-containing protein DOT4, chloroplastic. The transcript has a single exon. Gene Ontology annotation, cellular component: intracellular membrane-bounded organelle. The record is from RefSeq and is a predicted model, not a curated record. Gene Ontology annotation, biological process: RNA modification. Bases 69 to 1895 code for a protein of 608 amino acids. Lineage: Eukaryota; Viridiplantae; Streptophyta; Magnoliopsida; Caryophyllales; Amaranthaceae. Gene Ontology annotation, molecular function: protein binding; RNA binding.
AUCGUGUAAUAGAGAUUUGAUGAUUUAUGUUGAGAUUAUUCAAAAAAUAAAAACGGCUAACUUCGAAUAUGAAAAAAUUGGGUGCUCCGUUCUACAAUUGUGCAAAGCAGCAAAUUCAAACAAUGUGUGCUCCAUACAUUGCAGCAAUGUACAUAAACGCUCUCAAAUCACACAUUAGCUUCUACACUACCUGCUCCUCACUUUCCUUCGCAUUAAAUAACCAAUUUUCGACUCCUCCAUUUUCGACGGUUCAAUGCCGAGCUAUCUUACAGUCACUUACCAACUCCAAAUCCUUGAAACCAGGUGAAUUGCUUCAUGCCCAUAUGCUAACUUCUGGAGUUCUCCAUAAAGACACGAAUUUAAGCACUAAAUUUGCUGCAUUUUAUGCUAAUUGUGGGAAAAUGGAAAAGGCCGAGAUAAUUUUUGAUCAAAUUGAGUUUAAAUCUUCGUUUUUGUGGAAUUACAUGAUCAGGGGUUAUACGGGAUGUGGGUUUUAUUUCAAAUCUUUGUUGUUUUAUCGUGAAAUGAUUAGUUUAGGGAUUCGACCUGAUAAUUUUACAUACCCUUUUGUAAUUAAGGCUUGUGGUGAUUCUUUUCUUAUUGCAUUUGGGAAGAUAAUUCAUGGGGAGGUUGUGAUCAGUGGGUUUGAGUCGGAUGUUUAUGUGGGUAAUUGUUUGUUGGCAAUGUAUUUGAAAUUUGGGGAAAUGGGUAAUGCACGGUUAGUGUUUGAUAGAAUGUCUAAGAGAGAUUUGACCUCUUGGAAUACUAUGAUCACUGGGUAUGCAAAGAGUGGUUACUCUAGAGAGGCGUUAAGUUUUUUUAAUUUGUUUCUGAGAUCUGGACUAGUCCCUGAUUCGACUACUUUGCUGGGCCUCCUUUCAGCUUGUUCUGAUCUGCAAAUGGUUGAUAUGGGAAAGGAAGUACACUGCUAUGUUUUGCGGAAUAGUUUGCUUAGUUCUCAUAGAUUUUUGACCAACUCUCUUGUUGAGUUGUACUGUAAAUGCAAGAUGAUGAUGUAUGCGUGGCGGUUAUUUUCGGUCUCAUUGAAGGAUUCUGUUACUUGGAAUACAAUUAUUUCAGGUUAUGUUCAAAUUGGCAUGGCUUUUGAAGGUUUAAAACUUUUCUGCCAGAUGGUUUCUUAUGGAGAACAGCCAGACUUGGCUACAAUCAUCACUUUGCUCAGGGCUUGUGAACAGGUCACUGCAAUUGAUUUUGGCAUGUCCAUUCACUCGUAUCUUGUUCAGAAAGGGUUUGGUUGCAGCAUUAUGGCUGCAACUUCUCUUAUAGGCAUGUAUGCCCAAAGUGGUAGACUGUCUUGUUCAAAACGUGUUUUUGGUGAAAUAGCAGAGAAGACUUUGAUCUCUUGGACUGCUAUGAUUUCAGCAUAUGGGCAUCAUGGAAAGGGCAGGGAAGCUGUUUCAGUUUUCAACCAAAUGGUGGAAAAUGGCAUUGUUCCUGACGAAGGUGCUUUUACAUGUAUAUUGACUGCCUGUAGCCAUGCAGGACUUGUUAAGGAUGGGAGAAUUUUUUUUCAUCAAAUACAACAGAAGUAUGGCAUGAAGCCUGCACUGGCUCAUUAUGAAUGUUUGGUUGAUCUUCUUAGCAGAGCAGGACACUUAGAGGAGGCGUAUGAAAUUAUCAAAAAUAUGACAGUAGAACCGACAGAUGAUGUAUGGGUUUCCCUACUCUCUGGUUGUAGACUUCAUGGAAAUGUUAGUCUAGCUGAGGUGUCUGCUCAGAAAGUUUCUGAAGAAAACCCACAUAGAGUAAGCAGCUACAUUUCUCUUUCACAUGUAUAUGCAGAUGAGAAAAGGUGGGAUGAUGUAGAGAAGUUGCGAGGUAAAUUACAAAGUAAAGGACUUGCUAUGCCUAAAGGUUGCAGCUUCAUUGAAUAGUAUGACAACAGUAACUUUAUUUAAUUUGGAAUGAUGGGGAAUACUAAUAGCUACUGCUCUCCCUUGCUCACUUUGAACGAGAGACCACUACCAGUGAACUUGAUUGUGAUUGCCUGGCCGUGACACUCAUGUUUUAUUAAGCACGGGAUGAAAUCUUCAUGAAUUUGUACGCGACCAAUUUAAAGACUUGGUUGUAUGCGCAGUAAGUGAGAAUGACUACAUUAUGAUGAUAUAGCAGUGAGAAUACAUGAACACUAUCCGGAAAAAGGAACAUAAACUUCUGUUUAUUGUUUGAUGAAGUGUUACUAUGUGAAUUAUGAAGAGCAAUGUAUACUACCAGCACAAAUAUAGUAAAACAGAAAACUUGUUCAGAGGCAUAUCUUUCUCAGAUAAUAUUGAACUCUCAUAAGCAUCCUUAUGAUGAAGGCUGGAGUUCCCUUUAUUGGAUAAAACAACAGCAAGCAUCAACAACACAACAACAAAUUACAACAAACAACUAGAACACCCAGUGAGGAUCCCCACAGGUAGAUUAUGUGGCUUCCUUAUUAGCCUAUCUGGGGUUUCU